Molecule: messenger RNA, 3976 nt
Organism: Ectocarpus sp. CCAP 1310/34
Lineage: Eukaryota; Phaeophyceae; Ectocarpales; Ectocarpaceae
Source: the annotation of a GenBank genome assembly
GUCAGGCUCCGGGUCUGUCAGCUGCCUGAUCCUCACAGAACACCGUACCCUCCGAGGACUAGACACCGCCUGCACUCGAGAGUACACCACCCCGAGCUGUCACACCAGAUUCAGGACCGCAGGCGCCCACAACUCCGCGCGGGAAACCAUCGCAACCAUCAACACGGAACCUUGAGGGGGCAGCAAAAGCAGCGUCAUCGUCACACUCCGUGUAGUUCCCAGACAGGAGCCAGCAGUUUAGUCGCGGAUUCAAAAACACAACACAAGGCGGGCAAGCCCGGUAGCAUACGGACCAAAGAUGAAAACAGCAACAGCGAUGCGCACGACGGCGUGCGCGGCGUGCUGCGGUCUCGCGGGCGUCGGGGCUUUCCUGUCGGCCCCCUCCACGAGCAUCGUCUCCUCGCGAAACAACCCACACACGUCGUCGCCGUGGGGAAACUCCGCAUUAUCUUCCCCGCUAAGCUUAGUCGGGGGAGGCUCGGGAAACGCGCGCGCGUCGGUGUGUCCAUCACCGGACGGCGACGGGGAGGGGGAAAGUCGACGAGAUGCUGCUGUUAAGGGCGGGGUUCGACGGCAUGGCGGGGGCGGGGGCGGGGGCAGCGGCGGCAGGCGUCACCGCGCGGCCACCCUGGGGAACUUGGACUUGAAGCCGGCCUACCGAUUGUUCGACACCGUACCGCCGCCGCCGUCCACGGACGCGACGGUGCGGAAGAGCGACGACAUCGACCUCGACGUCGACGGUGACGCCCCCUACGAUAUCGACCCGUUCAAGCUGGCGAGCGAAGACCUGUCGCCGUUCACCGAUACCAUCAAGGAGCUGGUCGAGUCGGAGCACCCGGUGCUGUCCAUGGCCGCGAAGCACUUCUUCGAGAAGCGCCACGGGAAACGCUUCCGCCCGACCAUCGUCGCGCUCAUGGCGCUGGCGACGUGCGACAAGCCAAUGGAGGCGCACAGAGACAGCGAAGAGUACACACGGCAGGGGCAGUUGGGACAGAUCACGGAGAUGAUCCACGUUGCGUCUUUGAUCCACGACGACGUUCUCGACGAGGCGGAGGUCAGGAGGGGCGGGAUGGCUGUCCACAAGCUGUACAGCAACAAGGUGGCGGUGUUGGCCGGGGACUACCUCCUGGCUCGGGCGUCGGUGUUGCUGGCGAGACUUGGGGACGUCCAGGUGGUCGAGAUCAUGGCCACGGCGCUGGACAGCCUGGUGCAGGGAGAGAUCAUGCAGCUGAAGAUGGACCCCGACAAGCUGCUGGACAUCUCCCUCUACCUUCGGAAGAGCUAUUACAAGACGGCGAGCCUCAUCACCAACGCGUGCAAGUCAUGCGCGAUCCUUGGGGGACACGAGUUCGACAGUGACGUGGCCACUGCGGCGGAGGAGUACGGGUACCACAUGGGGCUUGCGUUCCAGAUCGUGGACGACAUCCUCGACAUCGUGGGGGCUGCAGAUGUCCUGGGAAAGCCGGCUAUGGCGGACAUGUCGCUGGGGCUCGCGACUGCGCCCAUCCUCUACGCCGCGGAAAACGCGCCGGAGAUCAAGAAGAUCGUCAAGCGCAGAUUUAAGAAAGAGGGGGACAAGGAGAAGGCCUUGAAGGCUGUGCUCGCUGGGGACGCGGUUGCAAGGUCGAGAGAGCUAGCGCGGUGGCAUGCACAGAGAGCCGUUGACGCUGUGUUGAGGCUGCCGCCCUCGGAGGCACGCAACGGACUCGUCAACAUCUGCCAUAUCGUCCUCACUAGGAACAAGUAAUAAAGGAUUAAAAAAAAAAGUGGGGUGGGGUGUAGACGGAGCAGGCCACGGCUCUUCUUCGCAAACCUCGACAGGGCGUUGUUUGGAACCAGUUGCUGCUUCUGGAAAAUAGUCUCGUCUCGUCGGACUCGUCUGUUUUAGCUCCCCCUUCUUAAUUUUGGUUGCCCGUGAGGUGGUCGGACGACGCGGCGGGCGUGCGGUUUAGAGUGCGGCGACAGGGCGGGCGGGGGGGGGGUGGUCGUGUCUCUCCAGCUGCAAGCGGUCUCAAGUGAUUCGAAUUUUUGUGCUGCUCCGAGUUUUCUGCUGGAGGCCUGUUGGUUAUGACGGCGAAAUUUCGACAAAAAUGACAACAGGAAAAGCUUCCGUGCUGCUGUAAGACGUGAAACGAACGGCGUGACACGGGUUGGAAUAUUCGGCAACCGUUGCACGGCGUGGCGGGCCAAAUAGGGAAAAAUAUCGGGGUCCCCGACAGGUCGUCCCACUCGAUGGGCGUCGACCGCAAGUUAUCACAACGGGUUGAAGUGUUCUGUGUGUUCAAGACUGAAGAAUAGCAUUUUGCGAACUGCCUUGACCCCUCCCCUUCCCCUUCCUCGAGCAUGAUUGGCCUUGGUUCGUCUAAUGACACGCUCCGUUUGAGGGAACGUUUUUUUUUGUGGACCGUGCGUGCUGUCCGAAAAAAAAUCGUGCAUGCAUACAUGAAUGACGUUGUGCACUUGACUUUCGUGGGCGCUAGUUACGGUAGCGCGGACAAAAAAGGAAAGCUCGCAGAUCUCGCUGCUGUUAGGGUCCCUCCCCAAGAGAAGCUCCCGAUUGAGGCGGGAGAGAGGGGGAUUGUAUUGCUGCAGGGAAUUGAAGCCCACUUUGUUGUGAUGGCAUGGAUUGGGGCUGUUGGAGGUCGCGUAACAUGCGCAAUCACUGGAGUAGAAUCAUGCCUGCUUGCUUCAUGUAGUCGUGGCGGAGAAAUCACGAGAGCGGCUUUAGCACGGGUUUGGUUCUGCGGGAGGAUGGGGAAUGCGCGGGGUAAAUCGCUCCAUAUGGUGGAGGGGCGAGUUACGUAGCGUUGCUGCUCCGCUUGUACAGGUGUUUUAGGGGUUUAAGAAAGCUUUUUUUGAUUGUCUUUGGUUUCUCGACGGUCGUGGUGGGAGUGGGAGGGAGGUGUAUACAUUCUGAGUAGUCUCGAUCUGUCGAGUUGCUCGACAAGUUCUGCGUCGAAUGCCAAUGUCACCUGGUUGAUGACCGAAGUCGGGCAAGACAGUUCGCGUGACAUUUGUUUGAAGUUGAAAGGCGGCCUUCCGGCCGGCGUAGCUGGGUGUCGGAAGUGUUGCGAUUGGCUGGACCCUCGCGAAGUUUCAUGUGUGCGUGUAGCCGUGUGCGUUUUGGAGUAGUUGCGUGUGACGUGGUCGAGAAAGGGAGCAAGGCCUGUUCCGAACGGUCCGUCGCCUGGUAAUGGUGUUGAGAAGUUGCCCUGCCAGGGCGUGACGGGCGUUACAUGGUGGCCGCCGUCCCUACCUGCCGCAUCGUUAACAAUACUUUUUGUGUGAUAACAAUAACACUCUUGUGUGUAACAACACCUUUGUGUAACACUUGUUGUGCGUCAACAUGACACAAAAUUCUCGUGCGGUGACACGGCACCGGCAACCAAGCGGAGAUGACCCUUCCUCGGAGAUGACGCACAUGAUGUGUAGUGCAGCACGUCCCGUGUUUUGGGCAAGCAAGGUUUUCGAUGAGAGUGAUGUAGCAAAACGGGGGGCGCCGAAAGCAUCUUGUCCUGCUGGGAUGGGGGGGGUAAGGGCGAGAGAUGCACCCAAGACCCCCGUGAUUCUGUUGUGCGGACAUGAACGAGACAAGGAUUUUUUAGGAACCGAACAUUGUAUGUAUCAAAGAGAGGCUGCACUUUCGAGAACAAAACACAGUCGGAGGCCAUGGGUUGAAGGAUUUUCUGCAGGAAAGAGAAAGGGGAGAAACAACCUCUCCCCCGCCCACGCUGGUCCAGUAGUGGUUUCGGUGUAAUGCCGGUGCGAUCCAGCCGAUUGCACUGACCGGCAAAAUCGCGGGCAACUGGCAUUGUGGCGAGUAUGAAACAACCUGGAACAUUCCGUGUGUCGAUUUAAUCGGCAAUAUAACCGGACCUGAAGUUGCGGCAAACACGGUGUAAGUAGGGCUACGAGGUGGUGUGACGUGCUUCGUAAGGACAAAAAAAACAUUUGGAUGGGUAGAACUUCGAACGUU